AUGGCAACCGGUGAGCAGCGAUCAAAUCUCAGGUUGCUCAGGACGUCAUUGAUUCUGGACCAAGGUGACACACGCACGACUCGCCACGGAGAGUGUCUCAGACUGUGUACUUACAACGCGAGAACAGUGUCCACAGACGCUGACCUGCAUGUCCUUCUCAGAGCUACAGAGCGUAUCAAAUUUCACGUGAUUGCUCUGCAGGAGACCAAAUGCAGAAGGAGCGAUGUACAACAGAUGAGUGACGGUACACUCGUCAUUCGUGGAGAGAAGGUUACGUCGCGAAAUGUAGGCGGUGUUGGUUUUGUUGUGCACCCAUCUGUCGUCCAUCUUGUCGAUUCUUCAUUCUUCGCCUCCGCCCUCUGCGCCAAAAAACGCAUCAGUAUCAUCAACUGCUACUCACAAACAUCAGCAGCUGAUGAAUCCGAAUUGGACGCGUUUUACGAGGAGCUGGAGGAAGUAAUCUGCAACGAGAAGUCCUUCUACAAAUUCGUUGUCGGAGACGUCAACACAAAACUAGGAAAGACCAUAGAAGAGGAAUACAGGAUUCCAAGAUUUGGGCUAGGGGACCGGAAUGAAAAUGGCAAUCGUCUCGCCGCUCGCCUCUUUCAUGGGAACUCUCUUUUCAUGAAAAAGGAUCAUCGUCGGUGGACAUGGGAAUCGCCCAAUGGCGCGACUCGUGCGGAGAUCGACCACAUGCUCACCAACCGGGGUGGUUUCUACUUGACGUCUCAGUAG
Molecule: messenger RNA, 735 nt
Organism: Necator americanus (New World hookworm)
Lineage: Eukaryota; Metazoa; Nematoda; Chromadorea; Rhabditida; Ancylostomatidae
Exons: 1
Coding region: 1-735 (244 amino acids)
Molecular function (GO): catalytic activity
Source: RefSeq, a predicted model, not a curated record